UAAAGUCCACUUCAAAAAUUAAUACGAUAAAGAGAUCCUGAUGCGUCCUCUCCAGAUUAUUCCCAAGCAAUUCAUUUCCCAGCUGUAUUGUGGACUGAAGUCUCCAGUCUCUUCACGAACCAGCAUUUGCCCAACCAUGGCUCGUCCGAGUUCAAAUAUGGCAGAUUUUCGGAAGGUUUUUGCAAAAGCAAAGCACAUAGUCAUCCUCACAGGUGCUGGUGUUAGCGCUGAAAGUGGGGUUCCUACAUUCAGAGGAGCCGGAGGUUAUUGGAGAAAAUGGCAAGCUCAGGACCUGGCUACUCCUCAGGCCUUUGCCCGAAACCCAUCGCGAGUUUGGGAGUUCUACCACUAUCGGCGGGAGGUCAUGCAGAGCAAGGACCCAAACCCUGGGCAUCUCGCCAUUGCUGAAUGUGAGGCCCGGCUGCAUGGGCAGGGGCGGCGCGUUGUGGUCAUCACCCAGAACAUCGACGAGCUGCACCGCAAAGCCGGCACCAAGAACCUUCUGGAAAUCCAUGGUAGUUUAUUUAAAACUCGAUGCACCUCUUGUGGAAAUGUGGCAGAGAAUUACAAGAGUCCAAUUUGUCCAGCUUUAUCAGGAAAAGGUGCUGCAGAACCUGAAACUGAAGAUGCUAGGAUCCCAGUUGAGAAACUUCCCCGGUGUGAAGAGGCAGGGUGUGGGGGCCUGCUGCGACCACACGUUGUGUGGUUUGGAGAAAAUCUGGAUCCAGCCAUCCUGGAUGAAGUGGACCGAGAGCUCACCCUCUGUGACUUAUGUCUAGUGGUGGGAACCUCCUCUGUGGUGUAUCCCGCUGCCAUGUUUGCCCCCCAAGUGUCUGCCAGGGGCGUGUCAGUGGCCGAAUUUAACAUGGAAACCACCCCUGCCACGGACAGAUUCAGAUUUCACUUCCACGGACCCUGUGGAACAACUCUUCCUGAAGCCCUUGCUGGUCACGAAACGGAAACUGUUUCUUAAUUGUCCUGGAAAAGUAAGAAAUGACAGUACCUUUAAGUAUUGGGCCACACAUGGGGGAGAAACAAUCUUAUUUGGAUGGUGAACUAAGUAUUGGAAGAUCCCAAAAUAUCCUCCAAUUCCCUCCCUGGAAUCCAACCUGUUGACAAGUGGUAGAGGUUUAGAGGU
Messenger RNA from Chrysochloris asiatica (Cape golden mole), 1138 nucleotides. RefSeq names its product sirtuin 5 (gene SIRT5). Gene Ontology annotation, molecular function: NAD+ binding; protein-malonyllysine demalonylase activity; protein-succinyllysine desuccinylase activity. The transcript has 8 exons. NCBI's taxonomy places the organism in Eukaryota, Metazoa, Chordata, Mammalia, Afrosoricida, Chrysochloridae. The coding region runs from base 41 to 973 and encodes 310 amino acids. The record is from RefSeq and is a predicted model, not a curated record.